This is a messenger RNA of Parasteatoda tepidariorum (common house spider), 498 nucleotides long. Lineage: Eukaryota; Metazoa; Arthropoda; Arachnida; Araneae; Theridiidae. The record is from RefSeq and is a predicted model, not a curated record.
AUGGUGAAAAAUUAUUUAUUAGAAAUUUCCACUGAAAUGCUGUCACAAAACAUAAUUGAAGAUACAUUUGGGCCAUGUAUUUUAGAAACAUCAUUAUCAAGUGGUGUUGUUUUGGCUCCAUUAAAUGAGCAAGUAAAUGCUUUAAACGAUUUGAUUCUUCAAAAGUUCCCAGGAGAAACAAUUAUUUGCACAAGUCAUGAUACAGCAACUGCUUGUGACAGAGAUGAGAGUGAGAAUGAAAGCAUAAUGCUUCAUUUUCAGCCUGAAUACUUGGCAAAAAUUAACAUUACAAGUUUGCCUUUACAUAAACUCAAGCUUAAGAUCGGAGCAGUUGUAAUGCUUGUCAGGAACCUUUUUGUUGCUGCUGGUUUAUGUAAUGGAACUAGGUUAAUUGUGCAAAAAAUGAUGAAAAACGUUCUAUUUUAUACAGUUAUGAUGGGUGAUAAAAAGGGUAAUUCUGUAGUAAUCCCAAGAAUUACUCUCAAUACAAGAGAUUGA